AUAAUGACUCAGUAACCCAAGUGCUUGUUGCGUGUGUUAUGUGAAUGUGUGUGUUGUGUGUGAGAGCAGGACAGACAGAUGCGUUGCCAGUAAUUUCCUCAGUGCCCCGAUGCGCUCAUUGGUGCGUCCCUCCAACGUGUCACCAGUUUUGGUGGAUUACCCCAGAUAUCUUCACCAUCAGGAGGGUGAAACACCACUCCUUUCUCUCAACUCCUGCUUCACGGUGUCCAGCUGCUAGCAAGAACCUCUCAUCACUUUUUGGGACACCUGUCCAGCAGACAACUCAAGAAAAAGAGAUUUUAACGUCUUUAUUUGAACUUUUACGCACGUCGAUCACCAAAAUGCAUCGUUUUACGCCGGAGCCGAGGAUGACACUGUCUUUCUAUUCAGCGUUUUUAAUUUUGACACAUUUGCUGAGUGUGUUUGUCAGUGGCUCCCCAGGCUGUGCGUCCUGUGGCUUACAGGGGACGGACAAAGAUGCAGAGGAGACGCUGAUGGUCGAAUUCGCCAAGCAGCAACUUCUGGAGAAGCUACAUCUGAAAGAGAGACCAAACAUCACUCAGACGGUGCCACGAGUGGCGCUCCUCACUGCGCUGCGCAAGCUGCACGCAGGGCGCGUCAGGCAGGAUGGGACUCUUGAAUUAAACAACAAUUUACCAACCAAAGACCAAGGCUAUGAAAUAGUGAGCUUUGCAGAUAUAAAUGAGACAAAGACCAGUGAGGAUGCCAGCCUCCACCUUGCCUUCCAGUUUCUGCAGGAACAUGGCCAGAGUAUCCAGGUCCUCCAGUCGUCUUUGUGGAUUUAUGUGCGUUCAUCUGAGGAUCCUUACAGGAACUCCCGCCUUGCUGCCAGAGUUUUCCUUUCUGCAGAUAAUGGCCAGUUGGGCUCUAAUCGCUCUCUGGUGAUAGAAAAGAUGUUGGAGGUCCAGGAGAGUAACUGGCACACAUUCCCCACCACUCGGAUCCUGCAGGCCUUUCUGGAUGGUGGCCAACACCGGCUUCACUUUGAGGUCAGCUGUGAAGAGAAUGGCAAGAAUCUGUGCUCCCUCCAUGGCAGUGCUGACACCCCUUACCAACCGUUCCUGGUGGCCCAGGUGCGCCUCCGUGAUGACCACUCCAAACAUUCUAUCAGAAAGCGCUCACUGCGUUGUGGUGAUGACGUGACCGUGUGCUGCAAGAGAGACUUCUACAUCAAGUUUAAGGAUAUCCAGUGGCAUGACUGGAUCAUUGCACCUGAAGGCUACCAUAUGAACUAUUGCAUGGGACAAUGUCCACAGCAUCUGGCUGGUUCUCCAGGUAUCGCAUCAUCAUUCCAUGCCACCGUCUUCAGUCAGCUCAAAGUGAACGGCAUCAACACAGCUGCAUCUUCAUGUUGUGUCCCCACUGAGCGUAGACCUCUGUCCAUGGUGUACUUCAACUCGCAGCACAGCAUUGUAAAAACAGACGUCCCUGACAUGAUAGUAGAGUCCUGUGGAUGCACAUAAAAACAAGUUGUGUGCUCUAAAUUUGGAUAAAUGCAGAAAAAAUAUCUGUAGAUUGCAGAUGAGCAGAUAUAAACAUAUAUACAAAUAUACAUUGACAAUGAUUUGAGACACAUUUAAGUAUUUUUCUGUCUUGGAACAGAAUGAGAAUGCUGACCAGAAAAUUAUACAUUCUUUUACAUCUAAAUGCUGGAUGUUUAAUAUCAUUUCACAUAUGCUUCCAAAACAACUAGUUUUUAUUAAUCCUUCCUGUAGUUUGUUUGCUUUGUCUCAAAGUAGAUGCCGAGGUGUGUUGAAACAGACAUAGAAUUUGUUGGUUUACAUGGCCAUGAAAUAUCACUGUAAUGUCACAAACACCAUCUCAAAUUUUUUUCUUAAAUUGUCCCUCAAAAUAAUAAAAAAAAAAUUGUAACUCCAAACCAUUUUUAAAUUACUUUUUUAAUUUUGUACAGUACGUUCAGAGCAGAGUGAAGGGAAAAACUCAUCCUUUCAAUUUCAGUGCCUAGAGGCAACUGAGUUCAUCUAAUCGAACACUGCCUUUGCCUGUACAGUGUGUCAGAGGCAUAAAUUAAACAAUAACACAGAAACAAGAUAUGGCAAAAAAGCUGUUACAUUUGUGUAAAUGUUAAAAAUGUAAACCAGUAAAUCCGGUCUGGGUUGAUUCAAGACUCAAUGAUAGUUUCUUUUUGUUUGUUAAAGUUUGCAACCCAUACUGAGUGCAAAUUGAUUAACCUGAAGCCUUCACUUUAGUGUGCAUUAUAGCUUCUUUUUUUUUUGGUCAUGUAUAUUAUUUAUUUUGCAUUCCUCUUUUGCGGCUGAGAUUCAGUUCAAAGAUGCAGUAAUCUGUUUGGUGGAUGUCAGUAAAUUGGGAGCAGAACUGCUGCAUUUCAGUGUCUUCUGAUGCUUCUUCACAUGCACUAUGCAAAAUGCAAGCAUAUUUUCUUACGCAGAACUGCUAUUUUUCUGUGUGUAAUCUACAUCUUUUCAUAAUUUAAACCAGAAACGCUGCCAUUUUUUAGCCAUUUUAAAACAAGGCCUUUUGAAAUAACAAGGAGGUCCUUGAUUUAAAGUGUGCCUUCUUUUGUCUUUUAAUGACAGUAAUGAGUGCAACUGGGACAUUAAAUACCAUGUAAUAAUGUUUUCAUGCUUAACCGUUCACUUUGAGUCUUUUCAUGCGGACAGUUGUUUGUAUUCCCAUUCUGAUACUCUUGACUUCUGUUCACAUUACGUCCAACCUGUGAAAUCAGUCAAUCAGUUUUAACUGGCCAAAUAUGCUCGAGUCAUGUCUGAGUAUGGCCGAUGCUGAAAUGUGUGGGAUCAGCAUCUUGACUGUAUUAUUUACACAGCUCUGCUUAUCAGUUGGGUAAUAGCAGUUCUGACACCAUAUGAACUCAAGGUCAUUUCUUAGCUGCAUGAGCAAACAUUUAGGUAUUGCCACAGUGUCAGGAAAUGUGAAGGUCUGUGAAGUAGGCUGGCCACUGGGCAUGUGCUGUUGCACGUUGGCAUUUAUACCUGUCAAAGUCUAAAGUCCUUCGGGGUGAUGUCAGAGUAGAUGCUUUCAAGAUGAUCUAUGAAACAUUUUGGGAUUUUGAAAAUAUAUCGCUUGUAUUCGAUUUGAAAUGAAACCAUUGUUGUCUACUACUUUUGCAUACAAAAGGCAAACAUAAUAUCAACAACUUAUAGUCCUAUUGUUGGUCAUUGCAAUUUUGUUUUCUUCAUAUGGAAAUUCCCAUAUGAAAGAAAUAGAACAUCUAAAGUCCAUAAUUCUGAGAACAAUAGAAUAGUAAUAAAAUCCUGGACAACCACUAUCACAUCAUAAAUAUUCACACUGGGCCAUACUGUUAUGAUAAAACAUGUUUGACAUGUGUCCAGGCCUUUUCUCUUUUAUACAUACUAUAUUUACAGUAAACAAUGAGGAAGACAAAGACCUUUUUUCUGCUCUUGGUGGUAGAUGUUCCCUUGUGGGUUUAAUCUUACUGAACUGGUAAACAGUACAGCAUGUUCGUGAUACACAGGCAACAUUUGGUUUUGCCAGAAAAUUAAAGCAAUCAUCUUUCAUCGCUUUUCUGCCCAAAUAUUCCACAAACAUAUUUCACCAUUGUGUCAUGGCUUUACUUUUUGAAUCUUCAGAAACUUGUUUCAGCGAUGGAGUUUUUUUGUCUUUUCUUUUGUUUUAUUUUUUUUUUAUAUUGUCUUGUAAGCACUUCCUGUCCAUAAGCUCAAUGCGACAUUGAGGUGCCAUUGUAACAUAACUUCCUAAGCACUUUAUUACCCUACUGUAUUUUUGGAGCAAAUUUUGUUUUACUUACAACUCAGGUGGUCACAGCUUAAGUUUGUAAGUACAAAACAGAAAGUUGUAUACUUGCAGAACAUCCAGGCAGUAUACAGAUUCAGGAAUUUUUGUAAACUUGUAAAUUGUGAAAAUGGAGCCAGAAUUGAAAUUCUGUCUCAUUUAAAGAAAUAAUCAUAUCUUUAUUUUAUUUUUUUGUAUAAUACUAUAUUUUGUGCUAAAUGAUUUGUAAUAGUACUUAAAUGUAAAAUGUGUGUCACAAUGUCCUAAAGUGUUAUGAUUACAGCCAAAGUAUAUUUUUAAUAAAUAAAUUAAUACUUUAUUCAA
Messenger RNA from Sphaeramia orbicularis (orbiculate cardinalfish), 4098 nucleotides. Its product is annotated as inhibin beta B chain. The coding region runs from base 45 to 1484 and encodes 479 amino acids. The transcript has 2 exons. Lineage: Eukaryota; Metazoa; Chordata; Actinopteri; Kurtiformes; Apogonidae. The record is from RefSeq and is a predicted model, not a curated record. Gene Ontology annotation, molecular function: growth factor activity; cytokine activity; hormone activity. Gene Ontology annotation, cellular component: extracellular region.